This is a messenger RNA of Laccaria bicolor S238N-H82, 648 nucleotides long. RefSeq lists its product as uncharacterized. The coding region runs from base 1 to 648 and encodes 215 amino acids. The record is from RefSeq and is a predicted model, not a curated record. The transcript has 9 exons. Lineage: Eukaryota; Fungi; Basidiomycota; Agaricomycetes; Agaricales; Hydnangiaceae.
AUGUCGGUUCUGUACAUCUCCAUUGGUCGUAACCAGCUGAUGAUUCGUCAGAAAGGAACCCGAGUCUGGUAUAAUAUGAGUAGCGGUGGCCUCAUGUUUGCAACCGUAGACUCCACCGGCAGGUUGCCAGACGGGACGAUACUCUUGACCAUCAUCGAUGACGACGGCGAGAGGGUUACCUUACCGUACGUCCUUUUUACUCUAUCCAAACCCCCAUUCAAACCCCCGCACAGAGCAGCCGAGUGUGGUUGUUUGAGCCAGACCCGUUCCAACAUGGCUUCUUGGGAAGUCAUGGACCCAGUUCUGUACAUCUCCAUUGGUCGUAACCAGCUGAUGAUUCGUCAGAAAGGAACCCGAGUCUGGUAUAAUAUGAGUAGCGGUGGCCUCAUGUUUGCAACCGUAGACUCCACCGGCAGGUUGCCAGACGGGACGAUACUCUUGACCAUCAUCGAUGACGACGGCGAGAGGGUUACCUUACCGUACGUCCUUUUUACUCUAUCCAAACCCCCAUUCAAACCCCCGCACAGAGCAGCCGAGUGUGGUUGUUUGAGCCAGACCCGUUCCAACAUGGCUUCUUGGGAAGUCAUGGACCCAGUAAACUGCAUGACCGAAUACUGGACCAUGACCGGCAAAGAAAAGCCGAGGUAA